AGGUUGGAAUGUGAAACCCCUAACUUGGAAAUCUUUACUCUAAUCAUUGGGACAUUUUGACCUUAUAUUUGAAUUGUUUUGAUGAUGAAUGGAGAACCAAAGGGAAAUUUCUUUUUUGGGGAAAAAAUGGGUAAAUUGUAAAUUUUAAUGUUUUGCAGCUGCAGAGAAAGAGGGUCAUGGAGAAGAUAGAGCAGAGCAUGAAGAGGUUGAAGAAGGAGACGGAAGAAAUAAGUGAGGAACAGAAAAGUAUAAGGGAAGGGCAGAGACAAGUUAGUCAAAAGUUUGAGGCGAUGGAAGAAGAAUGCAAGCAGCUUCGGGAGGAGGCGAAGCUCAUAACCAUGUAGGGUAGAAGGACCCAACUCCGCCUCUUGUUCCAAAUUCUCAAAGCCAGGGAUAACAAUGAUCUUGCCAGAGCUUCCGAGUCGUUGACUCAAUUCGCGGUUAGUCCCUUUCCCUUCCAUUAAUUCCAAUUGUCACACAAAUUCCAUUAAUUUGUGUUCCAUUAAUUGUCACACAAAUACUAAUUAAAUUGUCACACAUUU
This is a messenger RNA of Rubroshorea leprosula, 542 nucleotides long. The record is from the annotation of a GenBank genome assembly. NCBI's taxonomy places the organism in Eukaryota, Viridiplantae, Streptophyta, Magnoliopsida, Malvales, Dipterocarpaceae.